AAUUUGUUAAGUAUGAUUACUAAGAAAAAAACACUUUGUUAGGUAUGAAGCUCGCUCGUUUGAUCAAAUCAAUUGAGCAAAUCUACCUCCACUCUCUCCCAAUCCCAAUCAAGGAGGAGGAGGAGAGUGUGAUAUAUAUUGGGGGUAACAAUAUCGGAAAGCCGCCGUUUAAUGUGACCGGCAACUGUGGAUCUGUUACUGUCGUGGAUCUGGAAUUGUGGCGGCGCGUGUGCACACGUAAGAAGGUCCUUCAGUUUGCCGGAAUUGAGAAUGUUUUUACAUCGGAAGCUUCGUCAAGGUAACUUUCGAAUGUCUGAUGAAGGACUAUGGAUUCCUAACUCCAGACUUUUGUAAGGAGACUCGAUUCUCAACUUCACGUAUUGAUGAAGUUGAGGCCUGAGCUUUGAUGGAUGAACCGUAAUUGAGUAGGGGAAUGAAUGUUGGCCUCUUGCUUUACAAGUUGUUCAUAACGCAGCUGUAUCGUUCAUUCUUCUCAAGAUCAAGUCAACUGUGUACCAUUGAUCAAACCAUGGCACUUGGUUUAUUUCGGCAUUUUCCAAGGUGUGCUUCCUUAUUCCGACCCUUAUUCUCUCUACUCAUCUUUGACCCGUUUUCAAUAGAAGGAUGUUGAGUCAAAAUAGAAGGAUCAUAUAUAAUGAGGACUUGUAAUUAGUUGCUAAUUAUUUUUUUCUUGAUCCAAACUGAUCAAUUAGUUAGUUUAUAUGUUUCUUAGAUGACUAAUACUUCGGAGGUGGUCGUAACACAGAGGGUGUUUUCGUUAUUACACCAUCUGUUAGGGGGUCCUCACGAUUGGCCCAAAAGAGAAAGAACAAAAAAUAAAGAAAUAAAUUGAUGCAAUUAACCCGAGUAAAUUUGAGAGAGUUUUUUAGAUAAGGCCCAAUUCAAUUGGGCCUUGUAUUUUAAAAAUACCUUUAAUACAAAAUACUUGUAAAAUAAAACGAGUAUUGGACUGUUUGUUGUAAAGGGUAUUAGAUGAAAGUAAUGUCAAUUUUUCAAAAAUAUAAUAUGAAAUAUUGACUAAAAUUGCAUACAACUUAGACAUGGAAAAGAUUAAAGAAUUUCACUCAACAUGUAAAGAUUUUUUUCAAUUGAAAUUAUAUAUUAACUAAAGAACCAAUACGACACUAAUGGUAAUUGGUAAAAUUCAUGUAUCUUUAAUUAAAUACACUAUGUUUUUUUUUUUCCUGCGAAAAAUUAGGAUUUAAUUUAUAAGAAAACAUAAAAGGAGAGAGAUAGAGAUUAAUUAGCAUACCUAGAAUAAUGUAAUAUAUAAAUAAUUUAUUUUUGCGGAAUGAUAUUACAUGGAAAUCAUAUAAUAUUAUAGAAAGUAUGUACUGGUACAGUUAAUAAUUCCUUAGAUUUAUUAAAGUUUAGCAGAAGUGUGAAUUAAUGAGUUGUAAAGUCAAUUAGAUAUAUUAAAGUUAAAUAUGCUAAACACAUUUGGCUGGUCAUAUUGUAAAUUUUGGUAUGAAUUGAAUUUGAAGUCUAACAGAAAUGCAACUAAUAAUCGUUUUGAGAAAUUUCAGUUGGCAAGGAAAAGCAUAUUAUUACAUAUAUACAUACAUACCUUAAUCUUUUCAGUAACUUUAGGUAUACAUACAUACCUUAAUCUUUUCAGUAACUUUAGGUUGAAGAAUUGUCUUAAUUAACCAGCCAGGCAUUAAUUACUGUUAAGAGAAACACAAUAUAAAUUAUUGCAAUGCAAGUCAUAAACAUUUACCAUUCACAAAUUAAUUAAGAAAGUUAAGCAAGGCAUAUUCUUUUCACCACCUUUAAGAUAUUGUGUUUAUUAUUUUCUUAAUUUUUGUUAGUUAAAAGAUAAGUUUAAUUUGUGCACAACACAGACACAUUAUAAAUAGAUGCAAGUGAUCAUCAAUUAGAUCACAACUUCUCAAAUCAAUAACAAGUAAUUAAUUAACCCCACUUAUUAAAUAAUUCUCUCAAAACUACCAAAGUUCGUUCGAUCGAUUUUCCGAUGGAGGCAGAGAAAAAACCCGUGACUGCUGAAGGGGCGAAUAUCAAGGCUAUCCUAGUGGGCUGCAACAACUAUCCAGAUCCGGAAAAUGAGCUGAAAGGAUGCCAUAACGAUGCGUAUAAUAUGCACAACAUACUGAUAAAAAUAUUUAAUUUCGACCCGAAAAGAAUCUUGGUUAUGGUGGACACGCCUGGCAGCAAACAUAUGCCGACUGCUGCGAAUAUCAAGAAACAACUGGAGAAAAUGAUCGAAGAUGCUGACGAGGGAGACAGGCUGUUCUUCUAUUUUUCUGGCCAUGGAAUGACUGUUUGUCAUCAUGGGGAGACAAAGCCGGCCAUCGUCCCUUGCGAUGACAAUCUCAUUACGUGUAUGGACUUCAGGUACUGCGUGAGUCGUUUGCCCAAAAAGGCGACAUUCACAAUAAUGGCUGAUUCGUGCAACAGUGGUGGACUUAUUGACCAAGAACCGGUGCAGGUCGGGCAACCGUACUAUGUUCAGCCUCCUAAAGAUCAGACAUGUGUUGGUAAGAAUAAACCUAAAAUGAUUCCUUACGAGUCCUACAUGGCAAACUUGUCGUCUAGGACAGGGCUAAACGAUCCGGACAUUGGUGCACACUUGAUCCAAUUGUUCGGAUCGGAAGCCAGCAUCAUGUUCUGGCUGCCACCUCAUCAGCAUCCAGAGCCGUUGAAAAGUGACCAGGGCAUUCUACUGAGCGGCGGUGAGCCUGAUGAGUUAACCUUUGAAGACCGUCGAGAUAUUAGGAACCCUUGUGGUGCUUUUACUAAAACUGUGGUCGCAAUACUCAAUGGACACCCUGCCCCUAUAACAAACAGGCAACUGAUUGUCAAUGCAAGGGGUAUUUUGGGGAUCAAGGACGAAGAUGAGAGGCAGCACCCGUGUCUCUAUUGUAGCCAGGAAAACGCUAACGCGGUUUUCCUUCGCAAAGCGUCUGAAAUUGGUGAAACCUCAGAAGAUCAUGUGCUUGAGGGAUGAUUAUUAUUAUGCCUAUACAUAUACUCUACUGGUUUGUAAUAAUUAUCACUUGUUGCAAGUGAUCACUUUGAUUAAUUUAUGCAAUAAUUGUAAUAAGAUGACAGCAUAUAUAAUGUUGUUACUAAUAAUACAUUCUAUUUCAGCGUUUA
Messenger RNA from Erythranthe guttata (spotted monkey flower), 3138 nucleotides. Lineage: Eukaryota; Viridiplantae; Streptophyta; Magnoliopsida; Lamiales; Phrymaceae. The record is from RefSeq and is a predicted model, not a curated record.